CUGAAAACCGCGUUUCACAGAACCAUAGUAAAGUCGCUAGGGAACGUGUAAGUAUGGAAGGGGGUCCCCAAAGUGCAAGCAAGGCCGAAUUCACAGAAUGUUGGCACAGAGCAACUGGUUCACCUUACAUUAUGCGCCUUGCUUUAUCUGCUGGCAUUGGAGGUCUUCUAUUUGGCUAUGAUACAGGUGUGAUUUCUGGAGCCUUGUUAUACAUCCGUGAGGACUUUGAUGAAGUUGACAAGAAAACAUGGUUACAGGAAACCAUUGUGAGUAUGGCUGUUGCUGGAGCUAUCAUUGGUGCUGCAUUUGGAGGAUGGAUGAAUGACAAGCUAGGAAGGAAAAAGUCUAUUUUAACUGCUGAUGUUUUGUUCUUCGUUGGUGCAGUUGUUAUGGCUAUUGCUCCAGUUCCAUGGGUCAUCAUUAUUGGAAGAGUUUUCGUUGGUGUGGGAGUUGGUAUGGCAUCCAUGACUGCCCCGCUGUACAUCUCAGAAGCUUCCCCUCAUAGCAUCAGAGGAGCUAUAGUCUGUAUCAAUAGUUUGCUUGUCACAAGUGGCCAAUUUGUUGCCUACCUUAUCAAUUUGGCAUUCACAAAGGCCCCAGGAACCUGGCGAUGGAUGCUUGGGGUGGCAGGAGUUCCAGCUGCGGUUCAGUUCUUAUUAAUGCUGUUCCUCCCUGAGUCACCUAGAUGGCUCUAUAGGCAGGGGAUGGAAGAGGAGGCAAAGGGCAUCUUGUUAAGAAUCUAUCGCGCGAGUGAAGUUGAAGAGGAGAUGAGAGCCAUGCAAGAAUCCGUUGAGAUUGAGAAGGAGGAGGAAGGGUUGAUGGGGCAGAGUUUUGCAGAGAAAUUAAAGGGUGCUUUGACCAAUGAUGUAGUUAGAAGAGCUUUGUAUGCAGGCAUCACAGUUCAAGUUGCUCAGCAAUUUGUAGGUAUUAACACCGUGAUGUAUUACAGCCCCACCAUUGUUCAAUUUGCUGGCAUUGCCUCAAACUCCACAGCUCUUGCACUCUCUCUCAUUACAUCUGGUCUAAAUGCGGUUGGCUCUAUAUUGAGUAUGGUUUUCAUUGAUAGAUAUGGAAGGAGAAGAUUGAUGCUCAUCUCCAUGAUUGGGAUCAUUGUUUGCCUCUUGGUUUUGAGUGUUACAUUUUUCGAGGCAGCUCGCCAUGCUCCUGCAAUUAGUAACGCGGACACCCUCACUUUCGGUGCCAACUCUACAUGCCAGCCUUACACAAAAGCCCCAAAUUUCUCAUCAUGGAACUGUAUGCAAUGUUUGAAAGCAGAGUGUGCCUUCUGUGCCAACAGCCAGAGUGAAUUUCUCCCGGGAGCAUGCUUAACUGCAGAAAAGAGCAUAAGAAGCGUGUGUCGUUCAAAAGAAAGAGUAUGGUUUUCUCAGGGUUGUCCAAGCAAAAUUGGACUCUUAGCAGUUAUAAUGCUUGGAGUGUAUAUCGUAGCAUACUCUCCUGGAAUGGGAAGCGUGCCUUGGGUUCUGAAUUCAGAGAUAUACCCAUUGAGAUUCAGAGGACUAGGUGGAGGUAUUGCUGCAGUUUCCAACUGGUGUGCUAAUCUCAUUGUGAGUGAGUCAUUCUUAAGUAUGACUAAGUCUUUAGGCUCUUCUGGCACAUUCCUCCUCUUUGCCGGUUUCUCCAUGAUUUCCCUCAUCGCCAUCUAUGCAUUAGUGCCUGAAACCAAAGGCCUCCAGUUCGAAGAGGUGGAGAAGUUACUUCAAAAAGGCUUUAGACCUUUCCCGUUUAACAAGAAAGAGGAGAUUAACAAGUAA
Molecule: messenger RNA, 1772 nt
Organism: Abrus precatorius (Indian licorice)
Lineage: Eukaryota; Viridiplantae; Streptophyta; Magnoliopsida; Fabales; Fabaceae
Product: inositol transporter 4
Exons: 7
Coding region: 54-1772 (572 amino acids)
Biological process (GO): transmembrane transport
Cellular component (GO): membrane
Molecular function (GO): myo-inositol:proton symporter activity
Source: RefSeq, a predicted model, not a curated record